GAUCUGGGAGGUGGCACACAAACCCAAUAGCAACUUAGCAGGGAUUCAAACCCAGGCCUGCCUGCCUGAAAGCUUGGACUUGAUUCUCACUGCCCAGCUCCUGAUCAUUCAUCCAGAACAGCUCUCCCUUCGCCUGAAGGGCACUGUGACUUCCUUGUUACGUCACCAGCUCGGUCACAAUUGGUUUGAGAGCAGAGCCUGGCCCAGCCCAUCAGAUCCCUUAGGGCUAGCCCUGCCAGCCCGGCUCAGGCUGGCCUGGCUCAGCCACACAGGCACCAUGAAGUACCCUCUGGUGCCACUGGUGAACGACCUCACGUUUUCUUUCCUGGCAUUCUGGCUCGGUCUGCCUGUGGCCUUGCUGCUGUCCUUGUUGAUCGUCUGGUUUCGCUUCUUACUUAGCCAAGAUUCAGAGGAAAAUGACUCAGAUUUGUGCUUUGACUGGGAGCUCUGGAGCAAAGGCCCAGCUGAGUUUCAAUGUGAAAAGACACACCACAGUCAAGAGGAGGAGAUGCCCGGCCUGUGAGCCUGUUCUGCCAGACCCAACCUGCCAUUCGUUCCCAGCUUGGUUUUCCUGGAGUCAGCUGAGCGGUGGCGAUGGCCGAAGUGGAUGGGAGAGACUCGUUGGGUAGGGAAGAGGACUUUGGCGACUGGUGUUUUUCUGGGAUGACCACCUCGUCCCCUCCACUGAUGGAUACGCCAGAGCCUCUGAAGGACCCCCUAGACCUCUGGGGAGAAGCCCAAGUCAGUGAAGAUGGAAUAAGCAGUCACAGGAGGGAAGCUAGCCAAAUGAAUUGAGAGGAGGUCCUAGGGCAGGGCUGGGCCAGAGCGUGUGGGUCCAUACUGAAGAAAACGGGGGGUUCCUGAGCUUGGGAACCCGCUAACAGACAUGCUGGACCCGACCAAGUCCAUUCAUUCAACAAGCCGUGGGUCCUGGCCCAGCCCUGGCACGGACCUGAGCCAUCCUGACCCCAUCAGACAAGCCCUGACCCUCCUCCAUCUGUUCAGAGGACUGGGGGAUCUUGCUCUGAACCUCCAUGAUCUCAUUUCAGACUCCUUGAUAAGACUUCAGGUAGAUUGUAAUAACAUUGACUUUAUAAAUAUCUACAGAGUGUCUACCAGAUA
Molossus molossus (Pallas's mastiff bat) is the source of this 1122-nucleotide messenger RNA. It is a transcript of the gene ADIG, whose product is annotated as adipogenin. Lineage: Eukaryota; Metazoa; Chordata; Mammalia; Chiroptera; Molossidae. Gene Ontology annotation, biological process: white fat cell differentiation; brown fat cell differentiation. Gene Ontology annotation, cellular component: lipid droplet; nucleus; cytoplasm. The record is from RefSeq and is a predicted model, not a curated record. The transcript is spliced from 3 exons. Bases 278 to 523 code for a protein of 81 amino acids.